Maudiozyma barnettii is the source of this 1335-nucleotide messenger RNA. RefSeq names its product Urn1p (gene URN1). The record is from RefSeq and is a predicted model, not a curated record. Bases 1 to 1335 code for a protein of 444 amino acids. Gene Ontology annotation, molecular function: protein binding; RNA binding. NCBI's taxonomy places the organism in Eukaryota, Fungi, Ascomycota, Saccharomycetes, Saccharomycetales, Saccharomycetaceae. Gene Ontology annotation, biological process: mRNA cis splicing, via spliceosome. Gene Ontology annotation, cellular component: U1 snRNP; U2-type prespliceosome. The transcript has a single exon.
AUGAGAAGACCAUGGAAGGAGUACACAGCACCCAAUGGGAAGAAGUAUUACUACAAUUCAGAGACAAAGAAAACUCAAUGGGAAAGGCCAAUAUUUGAAUCACGUGUAAAAGACGAUGUAGUACCAGUCAAUAGGAAUCCUCAGGGAUCAUCUGCGUUGGAUAAAAUCAAUAUUCCUGUGUAUGUUAUACCUCUAUCAAACGAUUGGAAACUGGUAAUAUGGAAUAAUGGUACCAAGUUCUAUAUAGAUCCUCAUGGGAAAUCUCAAAAAGGAUUAGAGGAUCCAGAUAGUUUGGAAUUAUUAGACUAUAUUAAUCGUGAUAAGUUGAUUCUUCUCGUAGGUUUUGCAAGAGGAUACAUGUCUUCCCAUAUAGAUCCAGACGUUGUCUAUGACGAAAUAUUAGAAGAAAUUGAGCAAAUGAAACAAGAUUUAAAUGGAGAUAAAGGUAGUGAAUCGAACGAUGAUAUUGAACUUGUGCUUAAGGAUAAUAAGGAUGCAAAUGAACCAGUGAACGAAGAAGAACUAGAGCUUCAAAGGCAAUUGAUUACCAAUUUAAAUGACGUUGAUGAACCAAAUACUAUAGGAAAUAAUACAGAGGCAAAAAAGAAGUUUAUGGAAUUAUUAGAUAACUUCCACUUGGAUAAGUUUUCAACGUGGAGGAUUGAAAUGAAGAAAAUUGAAUCUCAACAAUCUUUUUUUCUCAUUGAAAGUAAUAAUGAGCGUGAACAGUUGUUUGAAGAAUGGUGCUCGAAUUUCCAAACAGUUAAUAGCGAUAAUUAUGAAGAUGGCCUCGAAUCUGAUUCAUCAAUGGAUGAAUCAGAUGGCGAUGAAUUGGAACCUACAAAAUAUCAUUACUUAUCGCAUAUUAUUAAUAAAACAGAUAUAACGAACGAUACUAUAUAUCAGGAUGUUCGUAAACAACAGAAAUCACUCUUUAAAGAGUUUAAGAUUAAAGAAUUUAUUACAUCAAAAAAGGAGCAAGAACAAUUCACUUCAAAGUUGCUCUUUUAUUAUAAAAAUUUUGAUCUCGAGGAAAGAAAGAAACUAUUUGUUCAUUUAAUUAAUACUUAUAAAGUACAACUAUCUUAUUCCCUUCAACACUCCUUAGAUACAGAUGACAAGGUUGGGUUACUUUCAGAGACUCAAUUUCGAACUCUGCUUGAAGAGAAUAAUUCAUUUGAGAUAGAGACGACCCUUCUGAGAUUAGAACAAUUAAUAAAUGUGCAAGGGUUACUGAAUAAACUCAUAGAGGAACCUAUAUACUAUGUAUUAGGGAUCAAAGAUAAGACUGUCGAAUUGUUCAACAUUUUGAACCAUCUGAUGAGUAUACCCUAA